This is a messenger RNA of Aspergillus ochraceoroseus IBT 24754, 1762 nucleotides long. RefSeq lists its product as uncharacterized. The transcript has a single exon. NCBI's taxonomy places the organism in Eukaryota, Fungi, Ascomycota, Eurotiomycetes, Eurotiales, Aspergillaceae. The record is from RefSeq and is a predicted model, not a curated record. The coding region runs from base 1 to 1662 and encodes 553 amino acids.
AUGUCUAGAGCAGUUGCGGCGCCUGAGAGAAGUAACUCUAUCCAAAACCCUUUCCCUCAACGGGAUUGUUCAGCACCUGCCACGCCUUCAGCCAAUCCAGAGUCAUGUUUUGAUACUGCGCUACCGCCGAUGAGUUCUAAACAGCUCGUCACUACCCGUCGAUCCCCAGGUGGACUAGAAUCAUCCAUCCUCUCCAGUCGAGUCGGAUAUCACCAGCACUCGACCACAAUAAACGGGACCCCUCUUGGUCACCGCCGCACUGGAAGCACGUUGAAAACAGUCAUGAGGAAAAUCUUCACGCGUAAGAGACGAAGUCAGGCGGACGAACUCGAAGAUACCCUACAAGACUUUCAAUUUAGCACUGUAACAUCUGGAUUGGAUCGGAUCGGUGCCAAAUCGCCAGGACUGUCAAAAUCUGCCAGUUCCCAACAAACCAGUGCACUCCGACGGCAUCAUGAGGAACUGACUACCCUCGAUAUUGUCCUGGAGAAGUUGGACUCACGGCACCCACGACAAAGACGAGCGACCCUGCCCAGUUUAAUAUUUUCUGACGACGAAUCACGGCAUGCUCUUGAAGUAGUGAUCAACCCCGCAUCGGGGAGCCGGCCCCUGAGUUCCAAUGCGAAUAGCGACCCGGAUGAGACACAGCGGCGGGAACUACGAAAAUUUAAACGGCGCUCACGGAGUGCUGGCGCUUUGCGAGGUAUGGCUAAAGACCACCGUAUGUCCCCAAUACAGUGGAGGCGACGGAGCAUAGAGUCGGAUUAUGUGGCAUCAACCACCUACGGCAUGGCUUCUGGUAGUGACUUGUCUUGUCGACCUCCGUCUAGGACCUCGGCUGCUAGCAUUCCUAAGCCUGCAGAGCUAUCAGUCUUUGAGGAAGAGGAACUGGAGGUGGAAGACGAUGAGGAAAGCAUCCAGAGCAUACCUCCAAAUGUUGGGGAACUCAUCAACUCCAUGCAGCAUGAUGAAAAUAUUUCAUUAGAACAGCGGUUGACAACGCUAGAGGUAAAACUGAUUGACCUGGAAUUUGCCAUUGCGCGGAUGCAAAGCGGGCGCGGCGAAACACCGACAGUAGGACACAAGACUCCAUCGCCAGAUAAUGCUCAACAUAAACGCCACGAAUUCCCGAAUCAUUCCACUCCGUCUGGCAGCGAGAACUCCCCCACCGCAGAGCACGUACCAGGAGGGGAUCGACCUUGGAGUUCCAGCACUAUUCGCCCAAGUCUUAGCGAGAUUCACCGGGCACGCGCUUUGCAGGCACCAUCCAUGACCUCAUUGAGCGACGCUAGCACCAUUUCUGUGCAACAAUACAGUGCACUCGUCAUGUUAUUAAGGCGAGAACAAACCGCCCGAAGAAACCUGGAACAACAGGUUUCAUGUCUCCGAGAGGAUAUCCAGCGUCUGCAAAGGAUACCGUACGAUUCACUCAGUGUCGGGACGAUGUACCCUAUACGAAGCGCAGACUCGCAAGAGUUCCUCCGCAUGCGACAAGACGUUGCUGAUUCGCCGGGGAGCUCUCCUAUCCGGAUAGAGGAGAAGUUUUCCUCGCGCUACGAAAGUGAUUCCGAUUUCGAACGGACGGAGAAGCGCUCUAAGGAUGAAAGCUUCCGAUCGAAAUGGCAGGCAGCUCGAGGAAUCGAAGUUGCCAACAUGAUAUAACCCACCACAGCACGUUCAAAUUUUUUUCCACUUAUAUACUCCCUUACCUUCCUUGACGAUCUAAGAUACCAUGUCGCAUUUCACUCAUCUUUAUCUUCAC